AUGAGUCCCUUCUGGUUGGUCUAUCGCAAAGCUUGCCAUCUCCCGGUUGAGAUAGAGCACAAAGCGUAUUGGGCGGUUAAGGAGUUCAACAUUGGGUUGCAAAAGGUGAGUGUAGAAAGGAAGCUACAGUUGGAAGAGUUAGAGUGUUUGAGGUUGAAGGCUUACGAUAAUGCUCGCAUACACAAAGAAAAAACUAAAGCAGUGCAUGACUGGCAUAUCAAGCAGAAUGAAUUCCGAGUGGGUAAUUUGGUACUACUAUACAAUUCAAGGUUGAGGUUGCUACCCAGAAAGCUCAGAUCAAGAUGGGAUGGUCUAUAUAUUGUUGAUAAAAAUGAGCCCUAUGAAGUUGUUCACUUAUAUCAUCUCAAGUUAUACCAUCAUAUCAAUCCCAAGAGUGACAAGGAGGUGAAAAUUGUCUUUUUGAAGGAUCCACCCGGAGCUUGCAAAUGA
Messenger RNA from Arachis stenosperma, 450 nucleotides. RefSeq lists its product as uncharacterized. The coding region runs from base 1 to 450 and encodes 149 amino acids. The transcript has a single exon. The record is from RefSeq and is a predicted model, not a curated record. NCBI's taxonomy places the organism in Eukaryota, Viridiplantae, Streptophyta, Magnoliopsida, Fabales, Fabaceae.